AUGCUUCUCUUUUCUCGCUCGUUCGCACUCUGCGCGGUCGUCGCCAUCACCGUCGGUCUCGCUCAGGCGGUCGAAGCCGUGAACGAGUCUGGCACGACCUCGGUCGCCCGCCAAGGACCGCGCCGUCUCGCCAGGAGCGACAGGGCUUCGCUCGCUGCCUCGUCGGACCAGGCUGUGACGGCGCAGGAGAAGCAGCUUGUCGAGACUGGCCACUCGUCGUUGGUGAGGAAGCGCAAGCGCUGCUACUACGUCGGGACGUUCUUCCACCGCAUCGACUGCAACGCUCCCGCCAACUCGACCUCCGUCCCUUACUCGCACGCUCCCGAGCCGACGGCUGAGGUGCUCUAA
This is a messenger RNA of Rhodotorula toruloides NP11, 348 nucleotides long. RefSeq lists its product as uncharacterized. The coding region runs from base 1 to 348 and encodes 115 amino acids. The record is from RefSeq and is a predicted model, not a curated record. The transcript has 3 exons. Lineage: Eukaryota; Fungi; Basidiomycota; Microbotryomycetes; Sporidiobolales; Sporidiobolaceae.